AUGAUGCAACAUGUUCACUUGGUACCUGAGGAGGAUGAAGAGGACCUGUAUUCUGGAUACAAUGAUUACAAUCCAACCUAUGAUACUGAGGAUUUGGAGAACGAUGUGGCUUUUCAGGAAGCUUUGAAAACGAGUCAUGGACGAAGACCUCCGGGUACAGCUAAAGCCCCAGGGACAGCUCGUCAAUUGGGGACUGGAUUUGGUCCCAGAGCAAAUCUCACGGCAUUACCAGGAAGACUUAUGACUGCAGUUGUGCAGGAUAAUGUGGCUCCGCCAAUGACGGCUAGUCAUGCGGUCGGUUACAGGAGAGCUCCGUUAGGUCCAGUUCCUCCAUUGGAAGCCAAGAAUGACGAUACACCAGAGGAAAAGAUUAGACAAUUAGAGAAACAAGUUAAUGAGCUAAUUGAAGAAAGCUGUAUUGCUAACAGCAACGGAGAUUUAAAGUCUGCCCUGGACAAAGCAAAGGAAGCUGGGAGAAAGGAGAGAGUUUUUGGUCAGACAAAGAGAGCAGAUACUGUCUCCGGAGACUAUUAACCUGGACUUGACAUAUUCAGUGCUGUUAAACCUGGCCACCCAGUACUGCAACAAUGAGAUGUAUACAGAAGCCCUAAAUACUUAUCAAGUGAUUGUGAAAAAUAAAAUGUUCAGCCAGGCAGGCCGCUUGAAGGUCAAUAUGGCCAACAUCUAUCUGAAACAGAAGAACUAUUCUAAAGCAAUAAAAUAUUAUCGUAUGGCUCUUGACCAGAUCCCUGGUGCACACAAAGAGAUGAGGAUUAAGAUCAUGCAGAAUAUUGGGGUGAGCUUUAUCAAAACUGGGCAGUACACAGAUGCCAUUACAUCGUUCGAGCACAUCAUGAGUGAGUCUCCAAACCUAAAUGCCGGCUACAACCUGAUAUUGUGCUAUUUUGCUAUUGGAGAUCGUGACAAAAUGAAAAAAGCUUUCCAAAAACUAAUAGCUGCACCACUUGGAAUUGACGAUGAAGACAAGUAUUUCUCACUCGGCGAUGAUCCACAUUCUAAUCUUGUUAUAGAAGCAAUUAAAAAUGACAGCCUGCACCAAAUGGAGCAAGAACGGAAAGCAUUGGCUGAAAAAUACAUAAUGACUGCAGCCAAACUGAUUGCUCCAGUUAUUGAACACUCUUUUGAUGUUGGCAAUGACUGGUGUGUUGAAGCUGUGAAGACUUCGCAGUAUGUGGAACUGGCAAAUGAUCUGGAAAUUAAUAAAGCUAUAACAUAUCUGAGACAGAAGAACUUUACCCAGGCUGUGGAAACCUUAAAAAUGUUUGAGAAAAAAGACAGCAGAGUGAAGAGCGCAGCAGCAACCAAUCUCUCCUUUCUUUACUUCUUGGAAAAUGAGAACACUCAGGCAGACCUGUAUGCAGAUUUAGCAGUGACCUCAGACCGAUACAAUCCAUUAGCACUAACCAAUAAAGGAAAUGCUGUCUUUAUAACUGGAGACUAUGAAAAAGCAGCAGAAUAUUUUAAAGAAGCUUUGAGGAAUGACUCAUCCUGCACAGAAGCUCUAUAUAACCUUGGUUUGACGUACAAGAAAUCAAAUCGCCUCGAGGAGGCUCUGGAUUGUUUCCUUAAACUACAUGCAAUCCUCCGAAACAGCGCGCAGGUUCUUAGUCAGAUAGCAAGCCUGUAUGAAUUGCUUGAGGAUCCAAAUCAGGCAAUAGAAUGGCUAAUGCAGCUUAUUAGUAUAGCUCCUACAGAUUCACAAGCACUGGCUAAACUUGGCGAGUUGUAUGAUACAGAGGGUGACAAAACACAAGCCUUUCAGUACUACUGUGAGUCAUAUCGCUAUUUCCCUUCAAACAUUGAAGUCAUUCAGUGGCUGGGAGCCUACUACAUUGACACACAAUUUUGUGAGAAAGCUAUUAAGUACUUUGAAAGAGCUGCUCUUAUACAACCUACACAAGUAAAAUGGCAGUUGAUGGUGGCAAGCUGUUACAGGAGGAGUGGAAACUAUCAAAAGUCACUUGAAAAAUACAAGGAUAUUCACCGCAAGUUCCCAGAAAAUGUUGAAUGUUUGCGCUUCCUAGUCCGGCUCUGCACUGAUAUUGGGUUAAAGGAAGUCCAAGAAUAUGCAACAAAGCUAAAGAAGGCAGAGAGGAUGAAGGAGUUAAAGGAGCAGCGUGUAAGAUCUGGUAGAGACAGUAGUGCCCGGAGUCGAAGGGAUGGCAGAGAGGGCAGUGCCAGCAGUGACAGUGGGCAGAGCAGUGGCACCAGCUCAAAAGGAGACCGUCUCAGUGCUAAAUUGAAAACUCUGCCAGGAGUGAAUGACCCCUAUGAAGCAAGCUCCAAUAAAGACCUAGAUGCUUCAUACACAGACCCUCUGGGGCCACAAGUGGAGAGACCGAAAACAGCAGCAAAAAGAAGAGUUGAGGAGGAAGAGUUUGCUGAUGAAGAAUUAGGAGAAGAUCUCCUUCCCGAAUAA
Molecule: messenger RNA, 2440 nt
Organism: Staurois parvus
Lineage: Eukaryota; Metazoa; Chordata; Amphibia; Anura; Ranidae
Source: the annotation of a GenBank genome assembly